Morchella sextelata is the source of this 4482-nucleotide messenger RNA. RefSeq lists its product as uncharacterized. The record is from RefSeq and is a predicted model, not a curated record. NCBI's taxonomy places the organism in Eukaryota, Fungi, Ascomycota, Pezizomycetes, Pezizales, Morchellaceae. The transcript has a single exon. Bases 1 to 4482 code for a protein of 1493 amino acids. Gene Ontology annotation, molecular function: protein binding.
AUGGAUACUAUCUCUACCCCCUCGAGCUCGGCGGACACAAGCCAUCUCCUACUCGCUGCGAGCAAUUCCCUCACCACCGAAGCCCUCGUGACCCGCGACCCCAGCAGGCUCCGAGCUGCCCUAGCCCUCGCCAUCACCGCCUCUCACCAUGGCCAAUCUGCGGGUCACUCCUCCUUGCCGCCCUCCGCCUACCAUUACAUGUCUCGCCUGCGAUUCGAGCACUUCCUUAUCACCCAAAACGCUCACGACCUUCUUGAGGCCAUUGCCCAGCUCGAAGCCCCUGCGGCCACCCCACUGCCCCCCGCUCUUGAAAGAGCGCUGUCGGACUACUACACUAAUCUCUUCUCGUUGACAGACACAGCACAGCUCGUCUUUCCCGCCAUCGACCACGGGUAUCUAGCGCUGCGGUGCACGUCCCCGGAGCAUCCCAGCUACAGGAGGCGACUGCAGACGCUGGCAUUCUUCCACCACCAGCGCUGGCGCGGGUAUGCCGUGGAGGUGGGUGAUUUAGAAACGGAUCCCGCCCAGGAUCUCAACCUCGCCAUCAAGAUUGCUGGGGCGGCGCUGAACAUGAAAAAGAAGCCGGGAAGGAGUCGCCGUGAGGUGUUGGAAGCUAUCAGGAUGCACACGGGUAAAGGCGUAUCCGGGAGGCCGCUGGUCAAUGCCGAGGAGGAGGAGCAGGAGGAGGAGGAGGAGGAGGAGGAGGAGGAGGAGGAUGCCGGCGCUCUCUGUCGCAACCUCAGAAUUAACCUAGGAAUCUAUCACAGCGAGCGCUAUAAUCUCCGCAAGUCCCCCACCGACCUCGAUAUGGCCAUCGCCUAUGCGGAGGAGGUGCUCGCCGAGCUUAGCAAGAGCAAUUGUAACUCCGAUGAUAGUAACAAUAUCGACUCCGGGACCCGCUUCAUUCUCGGCGGGCUCCUCACCAAGCGCUACCAACUAACCAAGGACCCCAACGACCUCACCGCGGCUAUUGAGCUGAUUACCGAUGCGAAGAACUCCGUCCCCAGCAACCACCCCAACGCCAUCACAUACCUGUGGGACCUGUGCAAGAUGCUCAGAGAGCGGUAUAAGCGCUUAAAGUGUGAGGACGACCUGCAUACUGCCCUUGGGCACGCCACGGCCUUGACUAGGCUUACCGACCCGUUGUGGGAGUCAUGGGCCGAUCUCCUUCUGCUCACUGCUUUGUUCCUGGGGCAGCGGUUCGAACUGAAGGGGGAGCGGGGAGACAUCGACACGGCGAUAGACAUGUGUAGAGAUGGCCUGGAGAUGGCGAGAAAAACCGAGGUGGAGUACAGAAGGGGGGAUCUGCUCAGGCGACUGCUCCACAAGCGCUUUCACCGGUUUGGAGAUGUGGCGGAUCUGGACAGUGCUAUCGAUGAUGCGGAGACCGAGCUGUCGAAGCUCGUGCCGGGGAGCGAUGAGCACAGGAUGCUCCAGAUGGAGCUACGGGGACAUGAGUAUGAGAGGAGGAAUCGGUGGGGCCCUGCAGGACGGGCCGAAGGGGAGGAUGAUUACAGAAAGCUACAGCAGGAGGCCGCAGAUCUAGCUGGAUCCCGGAACGCUGGCGUGCUCGGAGGCCUGGCUGCUCGAUUCUUUGCUCGCUGGCAAAACACGCACGACCCCGAGGCCCUCCGCAUGGCAGUAGCAUUUGGCCGCUCUGCGGCCGAGGCCAACGACGAGGCGUAUCAGGCGGCGGAGGAGGAGGGGGAGGGAGGAGGGGACCGGCGAGGGCGAGGGCGAGGGCCAGGGCCUUAUACCUCGAUUUACGGCAGUCUGGGCACCUACCUCGAGGUGCAGUCCCAACACCUCACCUCCCUCGACGACCUUGAGGAAGCAAUCGAGCUGACCGCCAGGGAGAUGAGUCUCACGCCGGACGACCCGCACACACUGAUGGGCCUGACCACCAAGCUCAUCCACCGCUACGAGCACACCAGCGCAGAGUUCGACCUCGAGGCAGCCAUCGCCACCAGUAAUGUCGCCGCCGCCUGCGCCCCUGCACCCCAUCCGCUCCGCCCCUCAGUUCUCCUGGCCCUCAGUCAAGCCUUGGGGCUGCGUUACGAGCGGACCAGCGACUCGGCCGACCUCGAGAGCGCAAUCACAGCGGCCAAGGAGGCACUUGACCUCACGCCGCCGGGCGGAUUCUCCCGUGUCGGCCUCAUGGUGGGCAUCGGGGAGCUCAUUGGACUGCGCUACGAUAGCACAGAUGCCGUACGUGACCUCAACCUCACAGUGGAGCUUGCGGAGGCCGCGGUGAAGGCCUGUCCGCCCGAUCGUCCCGAGUACGCCGGCCUCCUCAUUAGCCAGGGCUUCCGCUGUCUCAAGCUUUACAGACGGCUGAACAAACUCGACGACCUCAAAAAGGCGCAGGCACUGAUGGAGAAAUCACUUGCCCAGAUGCACUCGAACAACCCCUGGCGCACCAAGGCGCUUUUCCACUUGAACGUUAUCCAUCUCCUCCUGCACCGAGAGACCAACGACCCCGCGCACCUGGCCCUGGCCAUCGAGAUGAAUGAGCUCUGCGCAGAGACAAUGCCCCCGGGACACCUGAAGCACGCCGAGCUCAAUCUCAUGCUGGCUAGGGCCCGUCUAGCGCUAUAUGAGGAUCACACACAUGACGAUGGGGACCUGGCGCUCGCGAUAGAAUGCGCCGAGAUGGCGGUCGAGGCGUCGGUGCCGACGCUGGGUGCGGAUGCCCACCUGACCCUGGCAGCGUGCCUGAUGGCUCCCAACAUCGAGGAAGAGGGCCUUCGUGCAGCGCAGGCAUACAUCAAAGGGUGGGAGAGCGUGCUCUCACGCCCCAGGACGCGGGUGUACUGUGCUAGACAGGCGGCGGCAUUGUUGGCGAUGAGCAGUAUGUGGGAGGAGGCCAGCAAGAUGGCCGACGAAGCGGUGAUGCUCCUUCCAAGGAUGAAUCCGCGGUCAAUGGAGCGCGGCGACCAGCAGGAGGCGUUGAAGAGUGUGGCCGGCAUUGGGGCCGUUGCGGCGACGUUGGCACUGCAGGCGGACAGAGGGGCCGGCCAUGCGCUGAGGAUGCUCGAGUUUGGGAGAGGCGUUAUGCUUGGGUACACCAUUGAUAACCGCAGUGACAUGUCGGACCUGCGCACAAGCCACCCUGAGCUGGCGGACAGGUUUGAGAAGCUGCGACGGGCUCUGGACUCGCCGGUGCAGGACGAGUCUGAGCAGGAGCUGGGGACACUCCUGGCCGCAGCUGGGGGGCGGCGUUAUUAUGGCACGCCGAGGCGACAGAGGCUGGUGAACGGCAUGGAUGAAUUGUUGGGGGAGAUCAGGGGCAUCGAGGGCCACGAGGGAUUCCUACUACCACCAGGGGAGGAGACGAUGAUGAAGCUGGCAGAGUCUGGGCCGGUGGUGGUGGUGAACCCGGGUUUCAGGAACGAUGCCAUAAUCAUCACCACCGCGGGGAUCAAAUCAAUCGCUCUCCCCAAGCUGGACGAGGAGGGGCUAGACAGUAUAGCACGCCGUCUCGAGGAGAUGCGGGGGCUGGUCGAAGGGCCCAUCGCCACAUAUAAAGAUCGGAACGAGAAGAUGGGGCCCUUCCUCCUCUGGCUCUGGGAUGCCGUGGUCGAGCCAACCCUGGAGGAGCUCCAGAUUCAUGCCCCGUCGCCAGAGAUCGAAUCGAAUGCCGCACUCCUCCCGCACAUAUGGUGGAUUGGUGUCGGCGCGCUGAGCAGCGCGCCGUUCCAUGCCGCCGGCGACCAUUCCCCCGGCUCAAACAGAAACACCAUAAGCCGUGUGGUCUCAUCGUAUAUCCCAACUCUCAAGGCACUUUCAUACGCCCGUCAGAAGGCGCCCACUGCCACAAGCCUGACUGACAACGAGAAGGACGAGAAGAAGAAGAACCCUGAUUCGCAGCACAGCCUCCUUCUAGUCACAAUGGACACCACUCCCGGUGAAGGCCAGCUCAAAAAAGUGACGAAGGAGGCGGCAAACCUCAAAGUCAUCGCAGAGGGAGCGGGUGCAAAGGCCACGGUGCUUCCACAGCCGAGUGCAUCACGCGUACUGGACGAGCUCCAACGCUACGACGUAAUGCAUUUUGCAUGUCACGGGGUCACCGACAGCGCAGACCCGUCCAAGAGCGCUCUGUUGCUACUGAGCGAGGAUGGCAAGAGCGUGAGUAGAUUACUGGUGGAGAAGGUGGCUGCUAUCAAUUCAUUGAGGGCAUGGCUGGCGUAUCUGUCGGCGUGCAAAACGGCGGACAGCGGCGAGGCGGUGGAGCUGGCGGAUGAAAGCAUACACCUGGCGGGGGCGUUCCAGUUGGCGGGUUUUGCGCAUGUGGUGGCGACGAUGUGGACGGGGGGCGACAGGGCGUGUAUGGAGGUGGCAGAAGACUUUUAUAAAGGGUUGUAUCGCGUAGGGGGGCAUGGGAACGUGGGUAGGGAGGUUCAUGCGGCGGUGAGGAAGUUGAGGGAGAAGAAACCGGGAAAGUAUUUGCAGUGGGCGCCGUUCAUUCAUACGGGUCCGUAG